Messenger RNA from Plenodomus lingam JN3, 969 nucleotides. The record is from RefSeq and is a predicted model, not a curated record. Lineage: Eukaryota; Fungi; Ascomycota; Dothideomycetes; Pleosporales; Leptosphaeriaceae.
AUGAAGAUCUCUGCUUCCGUCGUCCUGCCUCUUCUCCCUGCCCUCGCUGCCUCGGCGGCUGUUCGUCGCCAGACAGGUGAUGGACCUCAGGGCGGUGCCGAUUCCACUCAAGGCGACUUGGGCGCGCGUCCAGCACCCAGGUUCCCCUUCCCCGUCACUCAAUUCCCAGUUCCCAAGGAAACUGUGGUGUUGACCGAGACACGCUACAUCCAGCCCGGCGAGGUCUUCGAUGGCCAGAUGAAGCGAUAUGAACGCGUAGAGGGCAGCUGCAACGAGCAGGCCGAAGGUACCGAUGCAGAUGCGGUGUUCAACUUGCUUCCCGGGUCGACGAUCAGGAAUGUGAUUAUUGGAAAGAAUCAGGCGGAGGGUAUCCAUGCGCUUGGUGAUGCGUGGGUUGAGAACGUAUGGUGGGAGGAUGUUUGCGAAGAUGCCCUUACUAGCAAGGGUUUGAACACUCAGCUUCGCGUCAUCGGUGGUGGAGCCCGUAGUGCGACGGACAAGAUCUUCCAGGACAACUCUGUGAGUAAUUGUGACAAGCGCAGGGGUUAUUUGGCCUUGCGCAAGCUCAAUAUCACCGGGUUCUACGCCGAGACCUUUGGAACUUUCUACCAGUCCUGUGGUAACUGCUUGAACCAAGCCAAGCGCAAUGUCACCAUCCAAAACGUCAUCGCCAUCAAUGGUACCAGGAUGGGCAUAAUCAACCCCAACUACGGUGACGAGUACCGUAUCAAGAACUCCCAAGUCGCAGACAUGAAACGUUACGUCGACAAGGAAAUUGGCAACAACGUGCAAACCGUCCCAUACACUGUUGGCACUGGACCAGACGAGAAGUACGCACUGUACAACCUUACCCGCGAUAGCAUCACCGAGUUCACGGGAGAGAUCCUGAACCAAUAUGUCCCUGAGGACCCAUAUGAGUGGUUGAGCGAGUUCUGGCCUAGCAUGAACAAUGGUACUGCCAGCAAGUAG